Messenger RNA from Charadrius vociferus (killdeer), 1791 nucleotides. RefSeq names its product T-cell, immune regulator 1, ATPase, H+ transporting, lysosomal V0 subunit A3 (gene TCIRG1). Gene Ontology annotation, cellular component: vacuolar proton-transporting V-type ATPase complex; proton-transporting V-type ATPase, V0 domain; plasma membrane. Gene Ontology annotation, molecular function: ATPase binding; proton-transporting ATPase activity, rotational mechanism. Gene Ontology annotation, biological process: vacuolar acidification; proton transmembrane transport. The transcript has 16 exons. Lineage: Eukaryota; Metazoa; Chordata; Aves; Charadriiformes; Charadriidae. The record is from RefSeq and is a predicted model, not a curated record. The coding region runs from base 1 to 1791 and encodes 596 amino acids.
AUGGAAGGAGACGGGGGGGGUCCUCGCUGCCUUGGGGGUGCCCCCCUGGGCUCCCCGCCGCGGUCCCGGGCGCUCUCGGAGCGUGAGCCCAUCCUCGACCCUUCUCUGCACCACCACCUCGACCGCAAGAUCAAGCCAUGGAGCAACGACGUGGCCGUGGGCCAAGAAUCGUGGGGCGAGAGCAUCACCUGGGUCAUCUUCCUCAUCUCCUACUGGGGUGAGCAGAUUGGGCAGAAGAUCCGCAAGAUCUCAGACUGCUUCCACUGCCACGUGUACCCCUACCCGGAGAGCGAGGCCAGCCGGGCGGACACCAUGAGCGGGCUGCAGAGCCAGAUCCAGGACCUCAGCGUGGUGCUGGAGGAGACGGAGCAGUACCUGGCGCAGGUGUUGGACAAGGUGGUGCUGGCACUGCCCACCUGGAGGGUGCAGGUACAGAAGAUGAAGGCCAUCUACCUCGUCCUCAACCAGUGCAGCUUCGAUGUCACCGAGAAGUGCCUCAUCGCCGAGGUCUGGUGCCCCGUGCGGGACCUCACCCAAGUGCAGGACGCCCUGCGCCAGGGAUCGUACAAGAGCGGCUCGAGCGUGGAGUGCUUCGUGCAGCGCAUCCCCACCUCGGAGAGCCCUCCAACCCUCAUCCGCACCAACAAGUUCACCGCCGGCUUCCAGAGCAUCGUGGACGCCUAUGGGGUGGCCAGCUACCAGGAGGUGAACCCCGCGCCAUACGCCAUCAUCACCUUCCCCUUCAUCUUCGCCAUCAUGUUUGGGGACGUGGGGCACGGGCUGCUCAUGUUCCUCUUCGCUCUCUGGAUGGUGCUGUUCGAGAACAGCCCCAGCCUGCGGCAGGGCCUCCACCAGAUCUGGCUGACGUUCUUCGAGGGGCGCUACCUCAUCCUGCUCAUGGGGGCCUUCUCCAUCUACACCGGCUUCAUCUACAAUGAGUGCUUCAGCAAAGCCACCUUCUUCUUCCCCUCUGCCUGGAGCGUGGCCACCAUGGCCAACCACUCCUCCUGGAGCUCUGCCUACCUCGCCACCCACCAGUUCCUCACCCUGGACCCCAACGUCACCGGCGUCUUCCAAGGACCCUAUCCUUUCGGGAUUGACCCUAUCUGGAGCUUGGCCACCAACCACCUCAACUUCCUCAACUCCUUCAAGAUGAAGAUGUCCGUGGUUCUGGGCAUCGUGCACAUGGGCUUCGGCGUCUUGCUGGGGGUCUUCAACCACAUGCACUUCCAGCAGCGGCACCGGCUGGUGUUGGAGUUCCUGCCCGAGAUGGUUUUCCUGCUGGCGCUCUUUGGCUACCUCGUCUUCCUCAUCUUCUACAAGUGGAUCAAGUUCAGCGCCGCCGACUCCCUGGUGGCCCCCAGCAUCCUCAUCCACUUCAUCGACAUGUUCCUCUUCACCUCCAACGCCGGCAACCUCCCGCUCUACCGGGGGCAGGUGGCGGUGCAGACCGUGCUGGUGGUGCUGGCGCUGGCGUCGGUGCCCGUCCUGCUCCUGGGGACACCGCUCUACCUCUGCUGCCGGCGCCGCGCGCGGAGGACGGGCCACCCUGCGCCGGUGGCCGCCGGGGAGCAGGAGCCGCUGCUGGAGGGGCAGGAGGCCGGCAACUCCGUCAACGCCACCAAGGAGGACGUGGAGAGCGGUGGGCACAGCCCUGACGCCGAGCACUUUGACUUCGCCGAGGUCUUCAUGCACCAGGCCAUCCACACCAUCGAGUACUGCCUGGGUUGCGUCUCCAACACCGCGUCCUACCUGCGGCUCUGGGCGCUCAGCCUGGCCCAUGCCCACUGA